Molecule: messenger RNA, 4886 nt
Organism: Myxocyprinus asiaticus (Chinese sucker)
Lineage: Eukaryota; Metazoa; Chordata; Actinopteri; Cypriniformes; Catostomidae
Exons: 11
Coding region: 35-3667 (1210 amino acids)
Source: RefSeq, a predicted model, not a curated record
UGGAGCAGGAAGCAGUCACUUGGAUACCAGGAAUAUGAGGGAUGGAAUUCCAAGGUUUCUGGUAAAUGGAGACUCUGCUUUCGAACCGAAACCCCUACGUGUACAAAUUCACGAGGAGAUAUUUGCGAGCAUGUCUGAUUCUGAGGAGCAACAUGAACUAGAGUUCAGUUUAAAGAGGGAUGCCACUCGGGCCAGUAUUCAGAUUGUUCCCAAAAUAACCUCAAACACUUUGAACCUUGAGAUCAAGGUGAAACGGUCAGCUACACUACCCAAGAACCCCUGGCUUAGCCUCCCUAUAGAUGAUUUGGAGAGCUCUUAUACAGUUACAAUUACACCCAGUUCUUCUAACCAGCAGAGAGACCUGAAGAGCCCCAGUCUUUCAGAACACUCAUAUCGAACAGACCAAUCCAACGGGUCACGAGAUCAACCUACUCAAACUAAUGGCUUGGGGUGCGCUCACACAAAAGAUACCAAGAGCAGCGUCUUCCAGAGUCAGGAUAGCUUUGAGGACUCGGAGUUGAAUCCCAUUGGGAAUGUUCUGUCCAGUACCAUAACUGAUAAUGAGGACAAACCCAGCAAUAUAGUGGACGGUGAGCCAUCUCUUCUGUGGGACACAUUUGAUCUCCACAACCUUAGAAGGGACUCUUUUGAAAGGUUGGAAUUCUCUCUCAACGACUGGGUUCAGAGAGAACAACGAGAGCUUAAAAAGGUGGAGGAGACUUUAGACCGAGCUGCUGAGAUACUGCUGGAGGAGGAGACUGUUCUUGCACAGGAAGUUCUCCUUGAUGAGCUGUUAAAGAUGGAGGACCUGCACAAACAUUGGCCCUUAUGCAACAGAGAAGAUCAGCACUGUGUGAUGUCACCAAAAGAUCCAGCUGAAUCUGGUGUGAUUGGAUUGGGCAAAGAUAGUGAACUCUCCACCUUAGACUCUGAGAUUUUGAAAACAAGUGACAUUUUUGAAGACUCUGAUUCCAUAGGAUUAGCCACUGAAAGCCUUGCUCAUGUAAAUGAACCUGUGCAGCUGGACACAAGACCUCCUAAGGUGGAAAGAAGUGGUAUCCUUCAGGAACUUCGAGGUCUUGAGGAGAAAAUUAUAGAGGAGACUUUGAAACUCAAUGCUCUUCGCUGCAGUGAGGCUGAGGUGUUUCUCUCUGAACACAUAUCACAGGAUCAUGUCACGACACGGAGCUCCUACAGGGAGAGGAGGAUGUUGCGUACUCAGCUGGAGGAGGAGAAACAGGAUGUGGAGAAGGUGGAGCAAAGCCUGAUCCGAGAAAUGGAGAAAGAUGGAAAGGUGAGGAAGAGGUUGAGCAAAACCCACAAAGUUGUGAAGUGUUCUGUCAUGGAGAGGAACUCAGAGCUGAAAUAUCUGGAUGAUGAGCUGUUGAGGAGCUGUAGGCUCAAGCAGCAGAGCUUUCGAGAUCUUCAAUACGAUCAUUAUAAACCUCCAUCGAUUCCAGCCAAUGAGCAAUUGAACCCUCAAAAACCUCCAUAUUCAGCAUCUGAAGAAUCCAGCCCUGACAUACCUCAAUGUUAUUCAUCUCAAAAUCCUUCCAUUGUCACUAUAGAGGAGUGCACCAGUCACACACCUUCAAAUCAAGAAGCAAAGCAAGACUCCAAUCCCCAGGACUCAAAUUUGACUUCUGGGCUUUUAAGUACAGCAAACACCGUUAAAGUACCUCCUAAUCGAGCAACAAAUAACCAUGCCAAUCCCCAAAUCUUAAAUUUGUCCUCUGGGACGUCAAGUGCAGCAGAUACCAGUCAAGUACCCCCAAAUCAAGCUACAAAGGAAAAUAUUGCAAAGCAAGAUACCAAUACCCAAAAUUCAAAUUUGUCCUCUGGGCCGUCAAGUACAGAAGAUACCAGUCAAGUACCUCCAAAUCAAGCUGCAAAUGAAGAGACCAAUCCACAAAACUCAAAUUUAGCCUCUGGACCUUUGAGUGCAAUAGUUUCAAGCAAAUCUAUUCCUAACAAAAGUCUGAGUGAGAACUCUGAGGUGGAGACUGUUGAAGCAUCCUCAACCCAGAAGACCAAUCACGAGCAAGGUGAAUUUGAUCCUGAUGGCAUGUUACUUGUAUCUCCAGUGCCUGCACUAAGAAGUGUAUUUCCUUUUGACAGCAUACAAACACAAAAUCGUUCUGAGAAAAGUCCAUCAGCAGCCGAAAAUAAAGCAAGACAAGGACGAUCGGUAUCCGUCUCGUGUGACAACAUAACCCUAAAAUCCAGCAAGCUAACAAACCCACUAUUGAGCAAGUCUCAAGGACAGCAUAUGUAUAACAAUAACAACAACAAAUCCCCUCCUGUCCAGCCAGUGUUAUACAAUCACAAUUCUGCAACCCAAGAGAACAUUGAAGAAUCCUCUACAGAGAGAGAAGACUCUAAAGCAUUGAGAGUAAAAGCAAACACUGUUGAGGUGACUGGGCAGUACUCAAGCCAUGGGCAUAAUGAAGGGGAUGUUCCCUAUGACGGUGGAGGUUCCACAAAGGCUGUCUGCAGAUCUCCACUUCACCAGAUGCAACUGCACACUUUCACUAGACAGAUGACUGAAUAUAAGACCGCUAUCGUGUUGGACACUGGGUCUGGUUUGAUGAAGGCAGGAUUUGCAGACCAGGACUUUCCAACUACUGUAUUCCCCACUGUCAUUGGGCAUCCAAAAUAUGAGGAAAUAAUGAAUGGAAGUGUGGACAGAGAGGCGUAUAUUGGGCAUGACGCACAGCACAUGAGAGGAGUGCUAACACUGAAAUAUCCCAUAAGGAAUGGAGUUGUACGCAGCUGGGAUGAGAUGGAGAUGAUCUGGCAUCAUGCGUUCCAGCAGCUCGGUGUGGACUCUGAAGAUCAUCCGGUGUUGCUGACUGAAGCGGCCAUGAACCCGCUGGAGAACCGGCAGAGAAUGGUGGAACUGAUGUUUGAGGCCUUCAACGUCCCCCGCACGUUUGUGGCCAUGCAGGCGGUUCUCGCUCUCUACGCCUCAGGGCGAACCACAGGUGUGGUGUUGGACUCUGGUGAUGGUGUGAGUCACAGUGUGCCAGUGUUUGAGGGGUACUGUCUCCCUCAUGCCGUGCAGCGCUUCCAUCUCGCCGGAGCCGACGUCACCCUGCAGCUUCAGAAGCUGCUGCUGGAGCAGGGUGUGUGCAUGCGCACAUCUGCAGAACAGGAGAUUGUGCGGGAGAUAAAGGAGAGCUGUUGCUAUGUGGCUCUGGAUUAUGAUGCUGAACUCUGGAGCGGAGGAACGGCCUCCUCACAGGUGCACUACACACUACCUGACGGACGGCUCAUCUCACUUGCCAGCGAGCACUUCAGGGCACCUGAAAUCCUGUUCAAGCCGAAGCUGAUUGGACAAGAUAAUUAUGGGAUACAUGAGAGCGUUUUCAAAUCCAUUCUCCAAUCAGACAUCGACCUGCGGCGGAGUUUGGUGGGAAAUAUUGUUCUGUCAGGUGGGAACACACUGUUGUCUGGACUCCCCGAGCGGCUGCAGAAGGAGAUGAGAAACAUGGCUCCUGCGAACCUGACAGAGUGUGUGAGAGUGACUAGCCCAAGCGACCGAGACUUCUCUGUGUGGUGCGGAGGAGCUGUGAUGGCCAACCUGCCCACCUUCUCCAGCACCUGGAUCAGCGCAGAGGAGUAUGAAGAGUUCGGCCCGCAGAUUGUUUUCAGGAAGUGCUUCUGAGCUCAGGAAGCUCAAUAUGCUUUCCUCAGGACUGAUUUUAAUGCUGUUUUAACCAGGUUUGCCUUUGCAAUUCAAUAUUUUUAAAAGGCUUUGUUUUUAUAUAUAUAUUAUUCGUUACACUUGUUACCUGGUGAGUUUUGAUGUUGUCUGCAUCACAGUACUUAAGCCAUGUUGUAACCGCAAGUUUCCAAGAGAAUGCGCAUUUUUUUUAAAUUUUUUACAAGCUCUUAAUGGUAACAUUGGUUGUAUCAGUUAUUAUUUUAUUGUAAUAUAAUUAUUACAUCAUGUCUAAUAUAUAUAUUUUUAUGUCUGUCUGCCUAUAUAAAUUUAUAAGCUGUAAGUGUAACCUUUUCAGUGUUGUCCUGAUGCUGUUUGUGGACGCAAGUCUGACCUCAGUUAGGUAAUAUUGUAUUUUUUUUUUCACUGAAAAAUGUAAAUGCGUUGAUAGUAUUGCGCACAAUCAUCUGUACAAUGUUUCAUGUAGACUCAAAGUGAAGGAGUUAUGUUCAUUUAACUUGCAAGGGAUCCUUUUCUCCUACAUGUGCGCAAUUUCCUGACUUUUUUUUGUUUUUUUGCAUGUUUCUUUUGUGUGUUGGUUUUGCUGAGCAGGAUUUUUUUUUCUACUUGUGUGAGUGCCACAUUUCACUUCCCUUUCUAUUGUGAUUUGCACCUGGGUUUGGAUUUUUUUUUUUUUUUUUUUUUUUUUUUUUUGAGGAAAUGGUUUUGAAAUGCAUACAAAUGGAUGACACGGAUCCCUCUCCUGAUGGUAAAUCUCACAGACACCUGCAGUACUUGGAAUUCACCUUUAUUUCUGUGAUUUUGUUUUUUUUUUUUUUAUUUUUUUUUUUUCUUUAUUUUGAGUGUACGUCUGUGCUUGUCCACAAUGUAUGAAUGCACAAACUGAAAAUCUGUGGGGGUUUAGUCUUGUGUACAUGUAUAUUAGCUGAAGUUCAGGACAUAAGAUCCAAAUCCUGUUAUGUGUUGAGCUGUUUAAUAUGUUGCUCAACAUAAGUGCAUUAAUGCACCAAGAUCCCAAGCACAAUCUAGCAUCAGCAUCUGUUAGACCUGGUAAUGUCCUAACCUUUUAACAAUAAAUAUUAAUUCUAAACAAAAGAUUUCUUGUUCAUGUAUUUAUUAAAUGAACUCAGCAAAAAAAGAAACGUCCUCUCACUUUCAACUGCUUUUAUUUUCAGCAAACUUGACGUGUAAAUAUUUGUAU